Messenger RNA from Naegleria gruberi, 861 nucleotides. RefSeq lists its product as uncharacterized. Bases 1 to 861 code for a protein of 286 amino acids. NCBI's taxonomy places the organism in Eukaryota, Heterolobosea, Eutetramitea, Acrasida, Naegleriidae. The record is from RefSeq and is a predicted model, not a curated record. The transcript has a single exon. Gene Ontology annotation, molecular function: protein binding.
AUGUUAAGAUAUGGUUUUGAUCCAAACCAAAAAACAAGAAAAUCCAGACAAGAAACUCCACUUUUCCUAUUAACAAGAAACUUUGAAGCAACACUUGAUGAAAACAAAUCAAAAAGCAUGUUGGAAAUGAUUAAGUUAUUGUUAGAUUUCGAUGCAGAUCCAACUCUAUCGGAUAUUCUUCUAUGGAAGCCUAUUCAUAUGGUUCAAGAGAAGAAGAUUAUUAAAAUGUUACUGAAAAAGGGUGAAUUAAUAGACUCAGUGGGAGGAACAAUGCAGCAAACGCCCCUAAUGCUAAGCUCUAGAAAGGGAAAUGCAGAGUUAGUAGAAUGGCUAUUGAAAAAUCAUGCAAAUCCAAAUGUUAGUGAUAAGAAUGGUUUCUUCCCUAUUCAUCAUGCUUUGGGAAAUGAAUCUGUUGUUAAAUUACUCAUUACCAUUGGGAAACAAGAUAUUAAUAGGAGAGCAGAUAACCCAGAAGGAUUUACACCACUGCAUUUUUGUUGCGAGAGAGAAACUAAGGGAAUUCACGGAAAAUCAAAUCUGUUGAUUAUGUUUAAUGCAGAUCCAAAUGUUAGAAGUUUAAUAACCAACAGAUCUGCGGAAGAUGUAUCUGAAAAUCACAAAUAUCUUUUCAAACUCUAUAGAAGCAGUAGGAAGGAACUGAGCUUGCAAAAACCAAUUGAUUCGAGUCACGAAGCAGGAAAUGAGGACAAUGCCAGUGAGGAUGAAGAGGAAACUGAUGAAGUGAACAUAAUUAUGAAGGAACAGUUCAAUAAGUACAUGAUUAAUUAUAAUUACCUGGAUUCUGUUAACGAAAAACGAAUGUCUAUUUCACAUCUAAUUAUUUAUGAUUACAUUGAAUAG